UACGCCACGACGGGCUGCUCUCUGACACUCCACCACACAGAAAAGCCAGGACACGAAAACAUCUGUGAGUAUCGGCCCUACUCCUGCCCGUGCCCUGGUUCCUCCUGUAAAUGGCAAGGAUCCUUGGAAGCCGUGAUGUCCCACCUCAUGCAUGCCCAUAAAAGCAUUACCACCCUUCAGGGAGAAGACAUCGUUUUUCUCGCCACAGACAUUAACCUUCCCGGGGCAGUGGACUGGGUGAUGAUGCAGUCGUGCUUCGGCCACCACUUCAUGCUGGUGCUGGAGAAACAGGAGAAGUACGAAGGCUAUCAGCAGUUCUUUGCCGUCGUGCUGCUCAUCGGCACCCGCAAGCAGGCGGAGAACUUUGCCUACGGGCUGGAGCUCAACGGCAACCGCCGCCGGCUGACCUCGCGCUCCAUUCACGACGGCGUGUCCGCGGCCAUCCGCAACAGCGACUGCCUCGCCUUCGACACGGCCAUCGCGCACCUCUUUGCUGACAACGGGAACCUCGGCAUCAACGUGACUAUUUCUACGUGUUGCCCGUGA
Molecule: messenger RNA, 546 nt
Organism: Apaloderma vittatum (bar-tailed trogon)
Lineage: Eukaryota; Metazoa; Chordata; Aves; Trogoniformes; Trogonidae
Product: E3 ubiquitin-protein ligase SIAH2
Exons: 1
Biological process (GO): multicellular organism development; proteasome-mediated ubiquitin-dependent protein catabolic process
Cellular component (GO): cytoplasm
Molecular function (GO): zinc ion binding; ubiquitin conjugating enzyme binding; ubiquitin protein ligase activity
Source: RefSeq, a predicted model, not a curated record